Messenger RNA from Hevea brasiliensis (rubber tree), 1933 nucleotides. Its product is annotated as phosphoglycerate kinase, cytosolic-like. The record is from RefSeq and is a predicted model, not a curated record. The transcript has 4 exons. Gene Ontology annotation, biological process: glycolytic process; gluconeogenesis. The coding region runs from base 812 to 1537 and encodes 241 amino acids. Gene Ontology annotation, molecular function: ATP binding; ADP binding; phosphoglycerate kinase activity. Gene Ontology annotation, cellular component: cytosol. NCBI's taxonomy places the organism in Eukaryota, Viridiplantae, Streptophyta, Magnoliopsida, Malpighiales, Euphorbiaceae.
CAAAAUUCAUGGAAUUGGUAAAUUAAGGUUAUAUUUUCCUUUGCUCAACCUCUAUUGGGGUGUAUAGUGUGAUAUUCCUUCUUCUCUUCUCCAUCGUUGUGAGACUGUAGUCCAUCUAGAUAUAUCAUACAUUUUUGUCAUAGACAUCAUUAAAUGAAAAGAUCAUGCCUGACCUCUGCAAUCCAUUUUUAUGGAAUAUUCAGUUUCUUUUUGAAAAUUGAGUUUUAACUUUCUUUGGCAAGAAUAUGAAUAUUUGUUAUAAAAAAAAAAUCCAGACUGGAGGUGUGCUACCUUAUGCUUGAAGUAAUGUUGCCAAGACGUAUGAGGUGAUAUGGGAUGCAUUAAAUUAUUCAAAAAUAAUUGGAAUUGAUAAAAGAUAUUCAUUUAUGUGGAAUAUUUGUUAUUAUUUUGAAAGUUGAACUAAAACCUGUUAUUUAAAAGGGUUAAGAUUUGAAGAUGAGUAAAAUUACUGAAAUGUGACAGGCUGAAGAAAGAUGCACUGUUGUUUACAUGAGCGUAUGAAAAAGUUGAUAGCUCUUUUACUAUGAACAAAACCUAUGAUCUAGAGUGAUGGUUUGCUUACUGGCAUGAAAGUAUGUGCAUUCCUUUCAAUCACAUGUCUGUUGCAUAAUAGAAUAAAUGAGUAUGUGAUAAAUAUGAUUUUAUUCUGUGCCAAUUUUUGAUAGUGAGCACUUGUAUGAUUAUUUUAUCUGAUUGUGCUUUUCAGGGACGUCCAAAGGGUGUUACGCCCAAGUAAAGCUUGAAGCCACUUGUACCUAGGCUAUCUGAACUUCUUGGAGUCCAGGUUAAAAUGGCUAAUGACUGUAUUGGUGAGGAAGUUGAGAAACUGGUGGCUGAGCUCUCAGACGGAGGUGUCUUGCUUCUUGAGAAUGUAAGGUUCCACAAGGAGGAGGAAAAGAAUGAUCCUGAAUUCUCCAAGAAACUAGCUGCUCUUGCAGAUGUCUACGUUAAUGAUGCAUUUGGCAGUGCUCAUAGAGCCCAUGCAUCAACAGAGGGUGUGGCUAAAUACUUGAAACCUUCUGUUGCCGGUUUUCUUAUGCAGAAGGAACUUGACUAUCUUGUUGGAGCUGUGGCAAAUCCUAAGAAGCCUUUUGCUGCAAUUGUUGGUGGCUUAAAGGUAUCAACCAAGAUUGGAGUGAUAGAAUCCCUCCUGGGGAAGGUUGAUAUCCUCAUAUUGGGUGGAGGAAUGAUGUUUACUUUAUACAAGGCACAAGGGUACUCAGUUGGGUCAUCCCUUGUGGAGGAGGACAAACUUGAUCUUGCAACUUCACUUGUUGAAAAAGCCAAGGCUAAGGGGGUAUCUUUACUGCUGCCUACUGAUGUGGUCAUUGCUGACAAGUUUGCAGCUGAUGCCAACAGCAAGAUGUCUCUCACAUGGCAGCAAAGGUUUUCAAAGCCAACCGGUUUGAAUAUCCAGAGAGUGAGAACAGCACAAGAAUAUAGAUCGCUCCCUUUGAUUGCAAAUCUGCCGUUUGAAGCAUUUCAGUAUGCCCAAAAUGUCCAAUCAUGCGGUUGAAAUGUAUUGUGCAUAUAUGACAAGGGGUUAACAAAUUGAAAAUGGUGGAGGUGGUAGCUGUAGCGCUCUUAUGUGAUCUCCUCCCCAGUCUGUCGCAAUGAUGCCAAAGACGGUGGAAAGUAACCUACGCAACAAACUGUGUCACAGAAUCACCUUACUUUCAGAGCACAUGAUACUUUCUUCGUUGGACCACUUUUUGUAUACAGUAACACAGCAUAGAACUUCUGUUAAAAAAUACUGUAAAAUUAUUUAAAAUAUUAUAAAUAUAUCAGAUUGGCAUGAGAAAAUAUGUUUUUAAAAUCGUUUGAAAAAGAAAUCUUGAUGUGUAUUAAUUGAUAUGAUAGAAAUAAAAAACAGAAAAAAAAUCAUAGAAGGGCACCAUCCUUUUUUCUUCAA